Messenger RNA from Hippocampus comes (tiger tail seahorse), 668 nucleotides. Its product is annotated as low-density lipoprotein receptor-like. The record is from RefSeq and is a predicted model, not a curated record. Lineage: Eukaryota; Metazoa; Chordata; Actinopteri; Syngnathiformes; Syngnathidae. The transcript is spliced from 4 exons. Gene Ontology annotation, molecular function: Wnt-protein binding; calcium ion binding; Wnt receptor activity. Gene Ontology annotation, cellular component: plasma membrane. The annotation marks the transcript as partial. Gene Ontology annotation, biological process: canonical Wnt signaling pathway.
AUGUGGAUGAAUGCGCCCUUCCUUUUGCGCCAUGCCUCCAUCACUGCAGCAAUACAGAUGGAUCUUACUUUUGCCACUGCAGAGAAGGCUUUAAUCAGAAUGAAGGCUUUGCCUGUCUGGCCACAGGAAAUGUUACCCGGCUGCUGACAGUGUUGGGGACAUCUGUCGGGCUGCUGAAUGUGAAGUCACAACAUUUUGACGUGCUCCAGACUCUAAAGUUCAACCCAGUUGUCGUGACAUAUGACAUUGCCCGAGCCCACUACUAUUGGGCUGACAACAUGGGAGUCCUAUAUAAAAGUGAUGGGCAGCGCAGCUGGACAAUUCAUACUGGAGAGCCUGGAAUCAAAGGUCUAGCUUGUGAUUGGCUGAACGGAAACCUUUUCUGGACAAAUCAGAGGACAGAAUCAAUCUACAUGCAAGCAGAUGACGAACAAAGUUACACCGCUCUGUUGAGCAAAUCUAUCAGCCCAUCAGAAUUGGUUAUCCUUCCGGUGGAGAGCUUGAUGUUUUGGGUCAACACGGGCCCUGGUGAUAGGGUGACCAUAGAGAGGUCAUGGAUGGAUGGGUCAGACAGAAGCUCUCUGACAGUGCUCACAGCUCAAUUGGCCCAUGGACUGACAGCAGACGUGGCUGCCAGGAGACUGUACUGGAUCAGUGACUUCAAGAUG